Diatraea saccharalis (sugarcane borer) is the source of this 2076-nucleotide messenger RNA. NCBI's taxonomy places the organism in Eukaryota, Metazoa, Arthropoda, Insecta, Lepidoptera, Crambidae. The record is from the annotation of a GenBank genome assembly.
AUGUCAUCGGAAAGGUGUAAGAGAAUACUAAAGAAUGUGUUGUUUCCAAGGGGACUAAGAUUUGACAUUGAACCAGAUUCUAAUGAACAGAAUGAAGACAUAAUGGUAGAGCAUUCCGGACGUUUUGAGGAAACCAACAUCUGUGAAACCAACAAUCUGGAUCCUGAUCUCAACAAUUCAAACGAAGUUAAUAUAUUUAAACCAUUGUCUCCGACAGUCAUUAUCAGAAGUCUUACAGAAGAUGUAUUUUGCGUUAAUAUGGAAGAAAAUGUGCGUGCAGUUGAUUGCCGAAAGGCAAGGAAGAAACCAAGAAUACCAGAAAACUGGAAAAGGGCUAAGGAAAAAGUAGAAAGGUAUUCAGCAAAGCAAUUGCCGUCAGCACCGCAAUGCAAUCACGCCAAUUCAUCUCAAUACAAAUGUGGUUCUUUAUCGAUGCAAGAUAUGCAACAAUUUCACGAACAGUUUUAUAAAUAUCCAAUUAAAAAGGACCAGGAUGCGUUUAUUUUAAAACAUUGUAAAAUACAAAAAACAAAACGACGUCGUCCGAGGAAAGGCAUCCGAAAACCGACAGAAAUCUACACAAAAUUGUAUGUCAGAAAAAAAAAUUCCGCAAAACUGAUACCAGUGUGUCAAAAAACAUUCCUGGGUAUUCUUCAAAUAACUGUCCAUAGAGUUCGAAGAGUGGCAAAAGAAUUUGCCAAAUCAGGUACAGUUGUACAAGAAAAAAGAGGCGGUGACCACAGGUCCGCCCAAAAUGAACCCAAGCUUAGAGCUGUACGGACAUUCAUAGAAACCUUUAAAUGUGUUGAAUCCCAUUACUGUAGAUCAAGUACAAUGAUCAGAAAAUAUUUACCAGCUGAACUUAACAUUAAGAAGAUGUGGAGAAUGUACCAACACCAAUGUCAAGAUGAAAACCUACUAGUACGACACUGUUAUUUCCGGAGAGUCUUUAAUAGGCACUAUAAUUUGGGAUUUGGCACACCUCGUACUGAUACAUGUUCAAAAUGUACCGAAUUACUAGAAAAGAUAAAAAACUCACGAGAUCAAUCGGAAAAAUCAAAACUUAUGGCUGAAAAAAGAGUCCAUUCACUUAAAGCACAAUAUUUCUAUCGCUUAUUGAAAGAAAAAGCAGACAAUAUGAUAACGCUAUCUUUCGAUUGUCAGAAGAAUCAGGUUCUUCCAAAAAUUUCUGACCAAACGGCAUAUUAUAGUCGUCAGCUCUAUAUUUAUAAUUUUGGCACUGUGCUGUCAAUGCCAGACAAUACGCUAAACAAAAAUAAUGUUUUUUUGUACGUGUGGACCGAGGAUCAGCAAAGAAAAGGGGCAAAUGAAAUUGCCUCUGCAGUAUUUCACAGACUGCAAAAUCUAGAAAUAAAAGAAAAUGUGGACAUGAUUCGACUGGUAUCAGAUGGGUGUGGAGCUCAAAAUAAAAAUACAGUUAUGAUCGGAAUGGUUGGUUAUUGGUUGCUCAGACAUGCACAUCCGCAAAUCAAAUCAGUGGAGUUCGUUUUUCCCAUACCUGGCCAUUCCUUUCUUCCACCUGACAGGGUUUUCGGUAACAUAGAGAAAGAAAUAAAGAAAAAUGAAGAAAUUAUUGAUCCAGAGACAUAUAUUAAUAUUUUUGAUAGAUAUGGGACGGUGGUAAAAAUGGAAGAUAAAGUCAUGGACUGGAAAAAUGCUUUUGCCGGUAUCAUCAAACCACCUGCAUCAUGGCAUUUUAAAUUUGCACAAUGUAAGAGAUUUUAUCUUAAAAGAACAGCAUCUAACAUUUUGGUGAGAGGCGAAAUGCACUAUGCCACUGACAUGAUUGCAUACAAAAGCAUUCUAAAAAAAAGAAAAUCAUGGACAGAUGUAAACCCAAGAAAUUUACAACAAUACGAUGUUGUAGUUAAGAGAGCUAAAAUUUCUGACGUGGACAAUUUAUUAAAAAAGCAUUUCGGAACGGACUGGAAAGACAGAGAUGAUUUGACCUACUAUAAAGAAGUUUUGAGUAGAUCAGAAGCUCGGGACGGUCAAGCUGAAGAAUAUGAAGAAGAGGUUUGCGAAGGCGGUUCUGACUCGGAAUUACGAAUCUAG